Messenger RNA from Helianthus annuus (common sunflower), 894 nucleotides. RefSeq lists its product as uncharacterized. The transcript is spliced from 2 exons. Lineage: Eukaryota; Viridiplantae; Streptophyta; Magnoliopsida; Asterales; Asteraceae. Bases 1 to 894 code for a protein of 297 amino acids. The record is from RefSeq and is a predicted model, not a curated record.
AUGAUGAUGCGGGGUGCUUAUAAUUUCCCACCGAACCCGACAACACCUGUUCAACCCCAACCGAUCCCGACGCAACCCUUUCAACAAUCCGAACCCGACGGCGAUGUGGAGGUUGUUCCCGAAACCCAACCGCCUAAAGGAAAAGGAAAACGAAACAAAGGCAAGCAAGUGGUGGGUGAUCAACCGUCCAAACCGAAGGCGACUAAGUGGACGCCAAUCGAAGAAGAAGCCUUAGCCAAGGCUUACAUUGGCAUGUCUAACCACCCGACAAAAGGUAAUAACCAAACGGGUGACGGGUUUUGGUCCAAGGUUUUGGCGAAGUUCCUCGGCCUUAUGGACCAAGGCGCGUAUCGAGAUGUCGACUCGGUUUCAUCAAAGUGGCGGAAAUUGAAUGCGUCCAUCAAUAGGUUUUGCGAGGAAUAUGAUAAGUUAUAUACAAGUGGGCGUCGUAGCGGCAUGAGCGACGACGAUGUGUUCCAAAAAGCGUUGGACAAGUAUAAGGCGAACAACGGUGGUACCAACUUUACACACGUUCGCGCGUGGGCAAUUCUAAAAGACGAUCCAAAAUGGGCGCCGAUUCCCAACGAGGUGGAGAUGGCGAAACGCCAAAAAACAUCGGAAACGGGUAGUUUUAGCGCCGGUGGAUCGGACGCGAGGUGUCAAAUAAACUUAAAUGAUGACGCCGACUUUGACGAAGAGGAGUACGCUGUACAUGAAGCGGAGCGUCCACCGGGCCGAGACAAAUUAAAGAAGGAGCGGGCCAAGGGGAAAGAAAAGGAAACGGUGGACCCGAAGAUGGAAGAGUUUAUGGAAAACUUAAAAAUGUACAACGAAGUCUCGGCCCAAAAGAGACGAAGGCGAAGGAGCGGGCCGUCGAAGAAAAAGCUCGUGUAG